AUGAUCAGCUUGGGAGCGUAUGAAUACAAUCCAGCCGAUGUUCUAGGUAAUGGGGCAUUCGCGAUUGUAUAUAAAGGGAGAGUUAAAAAUAAUCCAGAGGAACCUGUGGCAAUAAAAAUCAUGUUGAAAGAUCAAAAUGUCCUUAAGUCGAAGACGCUUCUUAGCAAGGAAAUAUGUGUCUUAAAAGACCUUAACCACGACAAUAUUGUCCGACUAUAUGAUCACAGUAUCUCUAGCAGUGGAGUCUAUUUGGUAAUGGAGUACUGCAAUGGUGGUGAUCUUUCCGAAUACUUACAGGCCAAGCGCACUUUGCCUGAGGAUACAAUCCGUCACUUCCUAAUACAGAUUGGCUCGGCUAUGGACGCUAUGAAUAGGAAAGGUUUUAUGCACAGAGACUUAAAACCGGGUAAUAUCUUGUUGAGCCACUGUAGGGAUUGUGGUCAUCAUGUCACUUCUAUUCCUGGUUAUCUUCUGUCCUUCAAGCUAGCUGAUUUUGGCUUCGCUAGAUUUUUACAAGAUGGGAUGAUGGCAGUAACCAUGUGUGGAUCACCUAUGUAUAUGGCUCCUGAAGUACUGAUGUGUCGUAAAUAUGAUGCAGUAGCAGAUAUUUGGAGUAUGGGCAUUAUUGUUUACCAGUGCUUAACUGGUAAGGCUCCAUUUUAUGCCAAUACUCCAGAGGCUUUAAAAAACAUAUAUGAAAAAACAGCUUGUCUCAGACCAAAAAUACCUGUUACAACCAGUAAAGCGUUACAGGAUCUUCUAUUAAAAAUGCUUAUUCGUAAACCAUCGGACAGAAUUGAUUUUCAAAAUUUCCUGAAUCAUCGAUUUCUGCAUCAACGACAUUUUGAACCUCGAGCUGGUUCUGGUCCAGAGUCGUCUGCAACACGAUCAUCUAUUGCUCCUGCCCUACCUAGUCGUAACAGACCAACAGUUCGAGGCUCUGGAAUUACUGUUCUUGGUCAAGGAACUGGUGAAGGCCCAUAUUAUCUUGCUCCACAAGAUGGUAAUCGUGGAAGAGAUAAAACACCUCAAGGAAAAGCAUCUAAUAAUCCACCUGGUUCAUCAAACGGUCCUCGUGAAUGGACUAAUCCAACACAUUGGCCAAAUAAUACAAGCAACAAACAACAACCUUUAUCUGGAGCAACUUCAUCAUCACCAUCAUCACAACACUCAACAGGUGAUUUCAGUCCAUUCUAUCCACAACAUACCGGAGCUGGUGUUACACCUUUCAAUAAUUAUGAUGAUCCAGGCUAUGGUCUAGACGAUAUAGAUGAUGAAAUGACGAAAACUACCGUCGAUGAAUACAUUGAAGAUGAAUUAGAUGCAUCCAGUUCAUCACCAUCUAGUGACCAAAAUAACUUACCUAAACUGCCUUCAGUAAAACCACGUGAUUUUAUGCAUAUUGAUUCUAAUAAAUACCCUACAGAUAAUCAUCAAAAUAAUCUUAACACUAACUUUUAUAGUUCUAAUCAUCAACAACAGUAUAUAUCAAACAAUUAUCGACCAUCAGUACCAACAAGACAGGAUGGAUUUAAUGUAGAUGAACAAAGAUCAACUGCAUAUCGAUUUGAUCAACGUGGAGUGUAUAUGAAUGCUGAGAUGGAAUAUGGUGAACCACCGCUUGAAGAUUAUGUUAUUGUAAAUUCAGAUGGUUCAGAAGUUCAACGUAUAGAUCGUGAACGAUUCCGUCAACAAAAUCAAUCGACUGAUCCACUUUCACAUAUGAGUAACGUCGGCCGAAUUGUUCGUAAUCCUGGAGCAUAUCUUACAAAUAAUAAUAAUCUUCAACGUAGAGGUAUGACAGAUAUUGGUCCACUCCCAGAUGUAACUAUUGGUACAAAUACAACAGAUACGCGAUAUUAUCAAUUACUAAAUGAUAAUCAUCGCUACUCUUCACCCACUCUCUUGAAUACAAACGAAAUUCCACAUGGUGUAAAUAAUAAAUUAGCUGAUCAGUACUUAAAUCAGCUGCCAGUCAAUUCUCGAAAUUCUCCAACUAGUCACAAGUAUAAUACUCAACCUAUAUCAGAACCAAACAAGGGAUUAACUGAUUAUACAAAAGAUAGAUCUCAUGGAACUCAAAUUAAUGAAGGGAACUUGUCAUCUCUUCCUCAUCACAAUACUGAACCGAAAAUAUCCUAUAUGGAACCUGUGAUGAGUAAUUUAAAUUUGAGUAAAACUGGAACUACCUUACAACAAAUUACUUACCAAACUAACAAUAGACAAUUUAUUCAUCCUUCUGGUUUACAAACUAUCGCUGUUCAAGGUGUAGAUGGUGUUUAUCCUGUUAUCGCUACAGGUAGAAAUUUUGAGAAUGAUUUAACAUCCGGUUGUUUGUGGGAAGCUGCAGAAUUUUCAGAUGAAAUUUUAAUGGAGUCCGAACAUAAUGAAGAAAUUAAGAAAAUUACAAUGGUCCUAGAAUUGUGUGAAUUAUUAGCAGAAUUAGCUGAACGUCGAGCAUCUGCACUAGCUGAUUGUACUCCAACACGUGUUGUAAAUACAGAUAAUGAUAGUAAAACAACCACUACAGAUCCUUCUGCUGCUAAUGAUGGUAUAUCACUAGUUAAGCUGGACAAUCAACAAACUAAAUGUUCGUCGAAUACUAAUAGUCUUGAUAAUAAUCAUUCUGUUGGCAGUUAUAGUAAUAAUGGUAAUAAUGAUGAACAGGAUUCAAGCAAAAAUUGUCAACAAGCAUCAUCCACUGCAUUGAAAUUCGUGUCUGAAGCUCAAAGAAUUGUUGAACAAAUUGUACUUUAUCGACGUGUUCUCUAUUACUUGGAAUAUGUUUUUGAUCAAGUUAAAAAAGCGUUUCAAAACGGUCGUCUAAAAUCUACACCCACUGCAAGAAGACGUUUAGUCGAUUGUAAUACAUUAUACCAUCGUUGUUAUAUCCGACUUAGACAAUUAGCAAGGCAAUCACGUCGUGAAGAUUUAAUUGAACCAGUUGGUAGACUUUUAGCUAAUAUUACAGCUAAUCGUUUAAUAUUUCAAUAUGCAUUGGAUCAAUGUUAUGCUGCUGAAAUGGAUGAGUAUAUUGGUGAAAUCGCAUUAUCUCUUCAACGAUAUAAGGCUGGUAUCACUUUAAUUCAUGGCCUAUGUCAACAUGCUAAAUCACAAAGGGAUAAAACAUUAUUAUCGGAUUGUAUGCGGUUAUUAAGAGAACGCUAUGCUUGUUUAUGGUCGACUGCUACCAAACCGAAUCUACAAACAAUGCAUUAUCAACCUGAUACAACAAUGCCAACCACCACCACCACAACAACAACAAUAACUCAAUGUUCUAAUGACAAUCCUACAAAUAUUCUUUUACCAUCGGACAGUUUACCCAAUCCUAGUUUAAAUGAUCCAUCAUCAGAAGUGAAUAAUAAAUUUACUGUAACGGUUGGUGCAUUACCCAUGACUAAUUGUGCACCGAUCACAUCACCUUUACGUUGAUGUUAUAUGUAUACCAUACAUGCA
Schistosoma intercalatum is the source of this 3456-nucleotide messenger RNA. The record is from the annotation of a GenBank genome assembly. NCBI's taxonomy places the organism in Eukaryota, Metazoa, Platyhelminthes, Trematoda, Strigeidida, Schistosomatidae.